This is a messenger RNA of Drosophila persimilis, 540 nucleotides long. RefSeq lists its product as uncharacterized. The coding region runs from base 1 to 540 and encodes 179 amino acids. The transcript is spliced from 4 exons. The record is from RefSeq and is a predicted model, not a curated record. NCBI's taxonomy places the organism in Eukaryota, Metazoa, Arthropoda, Insecta, Diptera, Drosophilidae.
AUGUGCUUUCGACUGAACGUCCUCAUUCAGCUCGUUGUGAUGCUGUUAUUGAUCUUGGAGAUCACCUCCAAGUUCGAGUUCACAAACAUCCAGUGCAAUUCUUUGGACGAUGACUUCAGCGGCAUUGAAAACUGCUUUUUAAAGUCAGUGAAUCGGAGCUACAAAUAUUUAUCCCUGAAAGUUAACCUACACAAAAAACCUGUUUCGGAAAUCAAAGUAAAUGUUUCGUUGCUGAAGCGAUUCAAUGGCUACAAGCCUUUUCUGUACAACAUCACUGUGGAUGCCUGCAAAUUCCUCAAAAAUCCCAAAUCGAAGCCCAUUUUUAAUUACUUUUACAGCUUCUUCAUCACUCAAUCGAAUCUGAACCACUCCUGCCCCUACGAUCACGAUGUUAUAGUGGAUAGGCUCACUGCCGACUUUGUAAAUCACAAAAUUACGAAAGUAUUGAGCUUUCCCGAGGGCGACUAUAUGGUGGAAACCAAUUGGAUGGCCAAUGGCGUUAACCGGGCUCUCGUGAAAAUCUAUGGCACACUUUCGUGA